AUGAGAGCAGCGGCGGACGACAAGCCUGUCGGCCCACGGUACCGGGAUCGCGACGACGAGAAGCUCAAGUCCAUGGAUCCGCCUGUAUCGGUUUAUCUCUCAGUCCACAUCCUGGAUACCCGAGGCGUCGGCAAAGGUCUCGACGACGAAUCACUUGAUCCCGCUAUCGAAGCAACCGCUCUCGUUAUCCUUUUGCACCCGCAUUACGCUGUUGACAGCCAGACAUUCGAGAAGAAAAGCAAUGGGCACGUUCUUGCCUCUGGCACUGGGGUUUCCCAUCUAACUGGGAAAGGCCCCAAUUCUUUGUGA
Molecule: messenger RNA, 309 nt
Organism: Desarmillaria tabescens
Lineage: Eukaryota; Fungi; Basidiomycota; Agaricomycetes; Agaricales; Physalacriaceae
Exons: 2
Coding region: 1-309 (102 amino acids)
Source: RefSeq, a predicted model, not a curated record